UUUUAAAAUUGCGCUAUUACAUAAUUUACACUCCAUUGCAUUUUCUUGGGCUGCAUUUUCCUGUUUAACGGUUGAUAUAUUAAUUUAAUUUAUUUAUUGAAUUUAUCUUGGAGCACUUUUUUUUACAGUAAUUAAUUUUGGGAUUCCAAGGGUUUUGUUACGCAAUUGCGGGAACAGCGUAUCCAUAAAAAUGUCGUAUACAACGGUGAAGAAUUUCGUCCUGAUCCUCAUGUUCUCCGCCGUCCACUCGCGGCCGGCCCGUUCCCGACGGCAGGUGGGAUUGAUGGGUGGCGCCAUGGGGGCCAUGGGAAUGGGCGGAAUGGGAGGGAUGGGUGGAAUGGGAGGGAUGGGUGGAAUGGGCGGGAUGGGAGCACCCCCGAUGCCCGGUAUCCCCGGCGCCGGAGGGAGCGGGGGCAUGAACAGCGGUAUGGCUGAUAUCGGAAUUAACUUCGACGAUUUCAAGGACGUAAGCAAAGUCAGCGAAUUCCCCGGCAUUAAGGAUGUCAGCAACAUGGCCGGCACGGGCGGUAGCAGCUUCGACAGUGUCGGUGCCGCUAGCGGCUUCGGCCAGACGAGCAUGGCGGAAGUGGGCGCCAACACCAUGUGGAAGGAUUUCCAGGAUAUAAUUAAAUCCGUCGGCGCGGUCCGCACGCCGAGUCUGGAGACGAUCGGGAUCAAGAUGUCGGACUUCCCCAGUCCGUCCGACUUCCAGCAGACCGGACAGUCGUCGGCGGCCGCCCCCAUGAUCAACAAGCAGGUCUCGGCCGGCUUCCACGUAUGAACCGUGCUAAACACAGUAUUACUGCAGUAAACUGCGAGCCGACUGAUCCGGCUCGUUUCAUUAUAAUUUCCGUCUUGCCAAUGUUAACGUUGCACUGUUGUACAGUACAAUUUUUCGUCACACUGCGCUCUCUUGUUUGUUUUACCUUCCGACGUGAUUAACCAAAGAAUUAAUAUGAACCGACAAUAA
Messenger RNA from Paramacrobiotus metropolitanus, 970 nucleotides. Its product is annotated as PE-PGRS family protein PE_PGRS47-like. The transcript is spliced from 5 exons. The coding region runs from base 191 to 781 and encodes 196 amino acids. The record is from RefSeq and is a predicted model, not a curated record. NCBI's taxonomy places the organism in Eukaryota, Metazoa, Tardigrada, Eutardigrada, Parachela, Macrobiotidae.